Messenger RNA from Pelecanus crispus (Dalmatian pelican), 290 nucleotides. NCBI's taxonomy places the organism in Eukaryota, Metazoa, Chordata, Aves, Pelecaniformes, Pelecanidae. The record is from RefSeq and is a predicted model, not a curated record.
CCUUCAGCACCCCCAAGGUCCAUGUAGAGAACAGCAGCAGCGGGGACACGUUGCAGUGCGAAGCACCACGCUGGUUCCCUCGACCCGCCGUGCGCUGGACAGCCUACAGCGACGCCGGCGGGUACCUGCCUCGCGUUGCCAACACCAGCUACGAGCUGAAUGCUGAAAAUAUCACUCUGAAAGUGAUUUCAUUUCUGCGCAACAUUACUGCUAACGCCACCUAUACCUGCGUGAUUGAAAACAACAUUGCUAAGGCUACAGGCAACAUCAAAGUGACAGGUAUAGUUUAA